CAUCGUGCUGAAGGUUCUUGAGGUGCCUCAGGUCUGUCAUGACUAAAAGUAAUAACAGCGGCUUUUAGUUUCCAGCUUGUUUCCGAACGUGACGUGUUGAGAGUCCAAAUUGUCUACCACACUUCCAAAUAUAUAUUUUUUAUUUGAUUUGACGGCAUACGUGUUUCUUAUAAUAUUUGCUUUCAGGGAGAGGGCGGGUGAGUAAUGCAAGGCUGAGAAGGGAGGAAUCAAAAGACUUGCAAUUUUCAGCACUCCCACUCUCGUUUGAAACGACGCGGGUGCAUUGGACUUUGCUGUUGAAGUUAGCAGCUGCUCUAACACAGAAAAAAAGCCAAACCAGAGGUUGUGAAACAGCGAGGAAAAGAGAGUCGGACAGAUAGAAAGAGACGGAGGGACAGAGAGAGGAGAGAGAGAGGAGGGGGGGGGGGGAGAAAGAAAGACGGACAGAGUUUAAUCCUCCCUAGCUGCAGUAGCGGACCAGACUCUAGCAGGGUUUCAGCACCAAGGAUAGUUCUCAAACCUUAGCGUCGUCGGACACCGUUGCUUUAGCUCGUGUGACGGACAAGAGUUUGAGGCGAUUGAAAGAUUAAAACGACCCCUUUGUAUUGCGUUUCUAAACUAACUGAUUUGCUUGGCUUUAUACACAAGGAAAAAAAACUGCUUCGGUGUCAUCUAUCAGUCUUUUAAGACAUAGGCUACUUUAUACUUGAAAAGGAUUUCGGGAGUUGUCAGAAAAUGAUCAAUGUGUCUCUGCGAGAAACUACACAUGUGCCAUCACGCUCUCUUUAAAUACUAGUGACUCUAGUCAGCGCAGUGCUGAGGUGGGCGUCUGUUUUUGUAUUCCGUCUCUUUUCCACGGGGAUUUGCAUUCUGUGACACCAACAUUGGCUUAAAAAACUUCUCGUGGCCAAGUUUGUGAACGGAAUGCCCCUUCUUUGGAUAAUUCACUGAUCUUUUCAGCCACGUCACGUCAACGGCUUCUAACCUCUGCCAUAUUUCCAGUCGAAUGGCAAUGUUAAGUGGUUUUCUAUCUUUUGGAAAUGUGACAAAACCAAAUGGACAUCUUUCUGUUAUUUCGUUGCCUCCUCGCUCAAGUUUUAAGCAACCGGAAUGAUAUCUCCUGAAAAUCGUUCUGCACUGGGUUUCCCAAACAGUGUCAUUAUUCAUCAGUGUUUUUAGCCUUUAUCACUAAAUGCAUAGAUAUGGGGAUAUCACUGCUGUACAUGUUUCUAAAAGUCACUCUAUGUUGGAUUUAUAUCGACGCUCAAGUGGACUCGGACGGCGGCCUCACAGCCCAAGAGCAGUGGUACCUCCUCUACGACGUCAAACUCCAGUGUCAACAAAACAUCUCCACACACAGCCCUGCUGACCCAGAUGGUGCCUGUCCCCCCGGCUGGGACGGACUCAUCUGCUGGCCUCAAGGCUUUCCUGGUUUGGUCACCAAAGUCCCCUGCCCCAGCUAUGUCUACGACUUCAACCAUAACGGCUUUGCAUACCGGAAAUGUGAUAACAAUGGCUCCUGGCCUUUCGUGGAGGCUUUGAACAGGACUUGGUCAAAUUAUUCAGACUGCUUUAGAUUCCUCCAGCCUGGACACGAGCAGGGAAAACGGGACUUUUUUGAUCGCCUGUACGUGAUGUAUACGGUCGGCUAUGCCGUGUCCUUCACCUCUCUGCUCAUAGCCAUCUUCAUCAUCGGCUACUUCAGGCGACUCCACUGCACCAGGAACUACAUCCACAUGCACCUGUUUGUGUCCUUCAUGCUGCGCGCCGUCAGCAUCUUCAUCAAGGACCGGGUGAUGCACGGCAGCGGGGGGCUGCAGGAGCUGGACACCGCCCUCAUGGACAACCUCAAGACCAUCUCCAUCGUGCCGCUGGACAAGUCCCAAUAUAUCGGGUGCAAGAUUACCGUCCUGCUCUUCAUCUACUUCCUGACCACCAACUAUUACUGGAUCCUGGUGGAGGGCCUCUACCUGCACUGCCUCAUCUUCAUGGCCUUCAUCUCAGACUCCAAAUACCUGUGGAGCUUCACUCUCAUUGGAUGGGGUGUACCCGCCAUCUUCGUGUCAGCCUGGGCAGUUGUCAGGGCAACGCUGGCAGAUGCUCGAUGCUGGGAGUUAAGUGCUGGGAAUAUCAAAUGGAUCUAUCAAGUUCCCAUCCUCACAGCAAUCGGACUCAACUUCAUCUUGUUUGUGAACAUCCUGCGCGUCUUGGCGACGAAGAUCCGAGAGACCAACGCCGGUCGCUAUGACACCCGAAAGCAGUACAGGAAGCUGGCCAAGUCCACGCUGGUGUUGGUGCUGGUGUUCGGCGUCCACUACAUCCUGUUCGUGGGGAUGCCCCACACCGGGAAAGGGCUGGGCUGGGAGAUCAGGAUGUACUUCGAGCUGUUCUUCAACUCAUUCCAGGUACUCCUCCUCUUCCUUCUCUUCGUCCUCCUAGUUCUUUUCUAUUCUUCUCGGCUCAAGUCUCACGUUCCCUGAGGCAGCCAGAUUUGGGAUUUUGGGACAGCUGUGCACUGUCUGGUAGAGCAGGGGUUUUCAACCAGGGGUCCGUGGCCCCCUGGUGGUCCGCGACAUCAUUGCAGGGGGUCCGUGACAUGAGCCUAUGUCACCAUUGACUUUU
Messenger RNA from Clupea harengus (Atlantic herring), 2622 nucleotides. It is a transcript of the gene pth2rb, whose product is annotated as parathyroid hormone 2 receptor. Gene Ontology annotation, biological process: cell surface receptor signaling pathway; adenylate cyclase-modulating G protein-coupled receptor signaling pathway. Gene Ontology annotation, molecular function: parathyroid hormone receptor activity; G protein-coupled peptide receptor activity; peptide hormone binding. Lineage: Eukaryota; Metazoa; Chordata; Actinopteri; Clupeiformes; Clupeidae. The coding region runs from base 1203 to 2480 and encodes 425 amino acids. Gene Ontology annotation, cellular component: plasma membrane. The transcript is spliced from 11 exons. The record is from RefSeq and is a predicted model, not a curated record.